Lodderomyces orthopsilosis Co 90-125 is the source of this 456-nucleotide messenger RNA. RefSeq names its product mediator complex subunit (gene MED10). The transcript has a single exon. Gene Ontology annotation, cellular component: mediator complex. Gene Ontology annotation, molecular function: transcription coregulator activity. NCBI's taxonomy places the organism in Eukaryota, Fungi, Ascomycota, Pichiomycetes, Serinales, Debaryomycetaceae. The coding region runs from base 1 to 456 and encodes 151 amino acids. Gene Ontology annotation, biological process: regulation of transcription by RNA polymerase II. The record is from RefSeq and is a predicted model, not a curated record.
AUGACAACUACACUGAUAGCUCCAACUGAGGAUAACGCAUCACUAGUUCAAGCUGCCGAAAAAGUAGCCAACUUGAUUGAAUCAUUUAUCGAAUUGGGAAUUCUCGUUCACGACAAUCAAGGAACACCUCAAUCGAAUCUUGCAUUAUCAAACAAAAUUCAAACCUUGGCCAGUCAAUUGAAAGCUGUUUCUCAUAGUGAUGGUUUGAAAGACAAAUUGGUCCCCAUUGAUGUUGUUUCAUAUAUUGAAGAUGGAAGAAACCCGGAUAUUUAUACAAGAGAGUUUAUUGAAGUCACAGCCAAACUGAAUGCCAAACUUAAAGGCAAAAUGCAAGGAUUUAACAAAUUGGGCAAUAUUUUGAGUGAAAAAUUAGUGCAAGAGUACCCAAGAUUGGAAGCGGGGCUCAAAGAUAUCAAGAGCCGAACCACUUUUGAUAGCUUAAGCACGUAUGAUUAG